Molecule: messenger RNA, 1916 nt
Organism: Truncatella angustata
Lineage: Eukaryota; Fungi; Ascomycota; Sordariomycetes; Amphisphaeriales; Sporocadaceae
Product: kinase-like domain-containing protein
Exons: 4
Coding region: 110-1906 (598 amino acids)
Biological process (GO): protein phosphorylation; mitotic DNA damage checkpoint signaling
Cellular component (GO): nucleus
Molecular function (GO): protein serine/threonine kinase activity; ATP binding
Source: RefSeq, a predicted model, not a curated record
UAAAGCAUUUGGCAAGAGGCCCUCACAUUUCAUUGUCGCACACACAGCUCCGUCAUAGUGAGGAAGGAAAGGCAGAGAGGCCGUCUCCCAGUGUGACGUCUUUGCAACAAUGUCUACCAUUCAGCAAUUGAAGAACUUCAUUCGUCAUGGCAAGCAAGCCAGGACAAACAACGACGAUUCGCAACACAAAAGCGACCAUUCACCCACAAAUGUGCAUCCUCCACAGAAAGCCAUGGCCCAUGUAACUGAACCAGCUAUGGGCGUCGGCGGCGCUGCAAGAGCUCAACAGGCCGGACCUCUCCCAGAUGCCUACUCUGUCCAAGCCGGUGCAAAUGGACAGCAAAACCGUGUCGCUCAGGCCAAUGACGUCGCUGCACACCACGCCGACCAGCCACUCAGCAAGCAGCAGCGACAUGAGGAAGCUCACGUCGCCAAGUUGGUCCAAGAGGAGAACCAGAGCCGUAGCAAAUUCCCCAGGUAUCCCGGUCUGGAGAGAUGGGAGCUCACUGAGAAGAUGGGCGACGGCGCCUUCAGCAACGUUUAUCGUGCCCGAGACCUGACUGGAGAUGCCGGUGAGGUCGCCAUCAAGGUCGUCAGAAAAUACGAAAUGAACAACAUGCAGCGAGCGAACAUCUUGAAAGAGGUUCAAAUCAUGCGCCAACUGGACCACCCUAAUAUCAUCAAACUCAUUGACUUCUCGGAAUCGAGGCAAUACUAUUACAUCAUCCUUGAGCUCGCGCCAGGUGGUGAAUUAUUCCACCAGAUUGUCAGACUUACUUACUUCAGUGAAGACUUAUCUCGCCACGUCAUCACCCAGGUGGCCAAGGCUUUGGAAUACCUUCACGAGGAGCGGGGAGUGGUUCACCGUGAUAUCAAGCCGGAGAACAUCUUGUUCGAACCUAUUCCUGUUGUUCCCUCUCGAACACCACAGCCUAAGCAGCCUGGCGAUGAAGACAAGGUUGACGAGGGUGAGUUCAUCCCGGGCCUGGGUGCUGGAGGUAUCGGACGUAUCAAGAUUGCCGAUUUCGGUUUGUCCAAGAUUGUUUGGGAAAACUCAACAAUGACGCCUUGUGGAACCGUUGGUUAUACGGCCCCUGAAAUCGUCAAGGACGAGCGUUACUCAAAGUCUGUCGAUAUGUGGGCGCUAGGAUGUGUACUAUACACGUUGCUCUGUGGUUUCCCACCAUUCUAUGACGAAAGUAUUGAGGUUCUCACUGAGAAGGUCGCGAAGGGCCAAUAUACCUUCCUGUCUCCUUGGUGGGACGAGAUCUCCAAGUCCGCUCAGGAUCUGAUUACACAUCUUCUUACUGUGGACCCGGAGAAGCGUUACACCAUUACCGAGUUCUUGCAGCAUCCUUGGAUCAACCAAUCUGGUCCCACGCCCCGUGAGGAGAAGAAGCCUAGCAGCGAAAACCUCAAAGCUUUCGACGCCGCCCGGUUCAAUGAUGGUGAUAGACGUAUGGAUUUCCGUUCACCAGGAGCUGUCAAUCUCCGUGAAAUCUUCGACGUCGGCUACUCGGUACACCGCCAGGAAGAGGAGGCCAAGCGCAGGAAGCAAGUUGGUACCAAGGGCCAGACACCAGCUCGCCUGCAGGAACUGAACGAGUCAGAGGAAGACGAGGAGAAGUCUGAUCCUGAAUACGUCCACAAGACAGACGCCUCGAAUUUGGAGCAACGAAUGCGUGACACGAACCUGGGUAAGGGCCAGGAGCGUGGACGGGAACGUGAACGCCAGACCGAAAAGGAAGCCAAGGGCUAUGGUCAACACAGUGCUACCGUCGCAGCAGCUGCACGUCAACAAGUUCGGGAACGCAACAAGCAAAAAGGCGCUUUCGAAUUGAGCCUCGAUGGCGCAACGCUUUUGGGACGGCGCAAGAAGCCCCUUGCAACAGCAGGUGGUGCUUAGUUGCGUUAUC